Molecule: messenger RNA, 3705 nt
Organism: Leptonychotes weddellii (Weddell seal)
Lineage: Eukaryota; Metazoa; Chordata; Mammalia; Carnivora; Phocidae
Gene: ZNF662
Product: zinc finger protein 662
Biological process (GO): regulation of transcription by RNA polymerase II
Cellular component (GO): nucleus
Molecular function (GO): DNA-binding transcription activator activity, RNA polymerase II-specific; RNA polymerase II cis-regulatory region sequence-specific DNA binding
Source: RefSeq, a predicted model, not a curated record
GAAGAGGCAGGGAGCGGAAUGGAUUCGACAUCCCCCCAGACUUGCGCCGGCAGGGGAAACGCACGCGCAGCUGCACAGGCUUGAGCCGAGCUCUGGGGCGGAGGUGUUCACGGAGCGCUGUGCGCCGCGACGAAUGUCCAGCAUUUCCGUGUCACUGGUUUUUACAGUGCUGGUUAUGUUUGAGGAGUCAGUGACCUUCGAGGAUGUGGCCGUCUACUUCUCUGAGAACGAAUGGACCGGCCUGGCCCCUGCUCAGAGGGUGCUGUACAGGGAUGUGAUGCUGGAGAAUUAUGGGGCUGUGGCUUCCCUGGCAUUUCCAUUUCCCAAACCGGCUCUGAUUUCCCAGCUGGAGCGAGGGGAAGCACCCUGGUGCAAAGCUCCUCAGGGAGCUCUGGAUGGAGGGGGCCCGAGGGGCAUCUCCUCAGGAUGUCCAUUUCUAAAGCCUGCUGGGAUCUCCCAUCUUGAGCAGGUGGAAGAGCCAUUGAACCUGAAACUUCGAGGAGAGGGUCCAAGCCUAAGCUGUACUGAGGGUGUGUUGAAGAGUCAGAAAGAUUUUAUUCUGAAGGAAGAACGUUUUGAGGAGGCAAAGGACCACAUGGUGUUAUCAAGCAGACCCCGGUGGUGUGGCUCCCAGGAAUUCUGGUUUGGAAAAACCUGUGAGGAGGAAAAAAGCAGGUUAGGGAGGUGGUCUGACUAUUCCAAUGGGAGAAGUAUGGAGAACACUGCAAAUGAUAUUAUAGAAGUGAUUGUCAAAGAUGAGAUGGUCUCAGGAGAAGAUAGUUCAGAGAAUGCUGAUGUGAAUACCCACCUUGCUAUACAUCAGAAAAUUCUCAGUGAGCAGGUGUUCUAUAUAUGUGAAGAAUGUGGCAAGUGUUUUGAUCAAAAUGAAGACUUUGACCAACAUCAGAGACUUCAUAAUGGAGAGAAGGUCUAUGGAUGUAAGGAAUGUGGAAAGACUUUCAGUUUUAGAUCACAUUGCAUUGCACAUCAGAGAAUUCACACGGGGGUGAAACCCUACGUGUGUCAAGAAUGUGCUAAAGCCUUCGUUUGGAAGUCAAACCUGAUUCGACACCAGAGAAUACAUACUGGAGAGAAACCCUUUGAAUGUAAGGAAUGUGGGAAGGGCUUUAGUCAGAACACAAGCCUUACACAACAUCAGCGAAUCCACACUGGGGAAAAACCAUAUACAUGUAAGGAAUGUGGGAAAAGCUUUACUCGGAACCCAGCCCUACUUCGACAUCAGAGAAUCCACACUGGGGAGAAGCCUUAUGAAUGCAAGGACUGUGGGAAAGGCUUUAUGUGGAACUCCGAUCUUGCUCAGCACCAGAGAGUCCACACGGGGGAGAAGCCCCAUGAAUGUACUGACUGUGGGAAAAGCUUCAUCUGCAAGGCACACCUUAUUCGACAUCAGAGAAUCCAUACUGGGGAAAGACCCUAUCAGUGUAAUGACUGCGGGAAGGCCUUCAGUCAGAAUUCUGUUCUGAUUAAGCACCAGAGGCGCCAUGCCAGAGAGAAACCCUGUAAUUGUCAGACCUCUCACAUUGAACAUUAGAGAAUGCACAAUGGUGGUACUUGCUUAUAAUUCUUAUGCAACAGGAACCCCAGAGACAAAACAAGGUGAUUGUCCACAGUUUGUUAUAACUCUAAUAGCCAGUAUUAUCUUACCCCUUCUGAACAGAUACCCUGUGCUCUAGAAAGAGUGGUCCUCCUGUUCGACCAUGUUCAUGCUAGGCAACUUUUAGUUGAGCGUCUACUCUGUUGGGUACUAUGCUAAUCACUUUACAUAAUCACUUUAAUCUGUUGAGUACUAUGCUAAUCACUUUAAUCCUAUUGAGGUAGGUACUCAUCUUCAUUUUACAAAUGAGAAAUCUGAGGUUGAAAGAAGUUAUAAAACUCAUUCAAGGUCACUUAGCUAAUAUGUUACAGAAUUGAGAUUGGAAGCAGGUCUAUCUGACCCCAGAGUCUACUGUUCUUUAUUUGUGCACAUUUCUGCUUCUGCUCAUUUCUAUUUGCUCAAGUUUCCCUAGGCUAAAAAUUUCCUUUUCUCGUCUAAUACCCAGCUCCUUCAGCCAAACAGACCUCUCUUCCUCUUCUACUUGUAAUCAGUACUAUCCAAAUUGUUAUUUAACUAUGUGCUGUCUUAUAUUUUUCUGAUGUCUUAUUGUGUUAGUCCAGCUAAAUGUCUCUUUGAGGACCAACACUGUAUUUCUUCUAUGUUUUUCAAAUUUUGACACUUAUUUAUUUUUGACUAGUUGUAACAUGCUCAUGAUAAAAAAAAGUUGAAAUAGUUCAAAAAGGUGUUCAGUGAAAAGUAAAUUCUCCUUGUCACUCCUAUCUCCCAGUCUACCUUCUCAGAGACAGCCACUGUUACUGGUUGUGUGUCUUCCUGGAUAUAUUCUUUCUAUAUACAAGUACUCAGCUUUCAUAAAUCUACCUCACUGAAAACCAUAUUUGCUGUAGAUGACAAUGCAGUUACAUUGCCAACUCCAGAACUUUCUCUUCCUCUGAAGUUGUGUCCACCCUGAGGUCACCAAGGUAACUUAAGGAAAGUAGUGGAGGGUAGUCAGAAUUGUGCAGUCUUGGGAGACCUGAUUCCUUUUGUGUUAGAAGAUAGCACUCUGGGACUGGGAAAAUGUAAAGCAAGUGGGAGGCUUUGUUUUGUUUUGUUUUCAUAAAAAUUUGUAUAGCUACAACCCCUCUCAUUGUUCCACUAUCCCAGAUCCCCUUCCAGUCUUUCCCUUCUCAUCAUCAUGAUAGCCCACAUUCCAGAGUAAGCUGUACUAUUAGAGAAUGGUACUGACCAUCUUCAAGGGUUAGAGAAACAAAGGCUCUGUUCAGGGAAGAGUGCUGGCCAAAACAGAUGAAACACAUUCCAGACUUCACCUUUAGAGGCAUUUUUCAGCAGUUUGCCUCUCUGCUAAUUAGGCAUUCCACUUUAGAAGCUCCCAGCCAGGUAAUGUAAUUGUUGACUAAGGAGCAAGGAAGAGAAGCCAGAGACUGGCUUGGACUAAACUGCUUCCUGAAAGUUACAAACAUACUAUCUGAUUGCUGAAGCCUAAAGCCACUUGGCUUAGCAUAGUCCAGUUAGGGUAACCUCUAAUAAGCAUUGAAACUUUUGUACUAAACAGACCCAAGAAAUGGAAAUGAGUGAUGUGAACAGGCAUUUGGGGGAAGUUUAUUAAGCAAAUAUCACUGAGUACCUGCUUGUAUGCAAAGCACUAUGCUAGGUGCUGCUAAACAAUGGUAAGUCAGACCUACUUCCUGCCUUUCUGGAACAUUCAUCUAGUGAGAGAGACCAAACAAACAAAAAAAUCAAGUAAUUGAUUAAAAAUUGCUAAGCGUUAUGAAGGAAAUGAAUGCUACAGAGAGGGAAUGAUGGAGAGGGAACCUCUUUAUAUAAAUGGUCAGGGAAGGCCUAUCCUAGGAGGUAACAUUAAAGUUAAAUCUCAGAAUGAGAAGAAGGCGCAUGUAUCAAGAAUGGGAAGAACAGCAGGCAGAGGGAACAGCUCUGCAGACUCUUGAUGUGUGAAGGGUUUGGCAUGUUCAAGAAACCAAAAGGUUUGGAGUGUAACAUAAUUAUCAAGGGUAUGAGAGGCACAAGUUAGGUUUGUAGACACAGGUGGACCAGAUCAUUCAAUUCCAACCUAAGUGAAAAGCCAGGGGCGCCUAGGUGGCUCAGUUGGUUAAGUGACUGCCUUAGGCUCA